AUGGCCGAUGAGAUACAGGAAGAGAAAGCCUUUGGUACUUUCGAAGCGUUCACCCAGUUGAAGGAUCUUCAGGAUAAAGUGUUAAAUGUACGCUAUAACAAUGACGAGAAGUUAUCUGAAGAGGAACACACCGAGAGGUCCGUUACCUUCCAGAAGUUCACGACUACGCUUGAUGAAUAUCAAGAGCAAUCUUACUUGCUUGAUCCAUAUCUUGAACAACUCGUCGCGCCUGUGGUCGAGACACUGAAGGAGUAUGUCAAGAUUUCCAUUUCAAACAAAUCAGACAGAAGCGACAUCUGGCACGCCCAUCGUACUGCAAACGUGCUAUAUUGCUACGUCAAGUUCCGAGGGUACAAAACCAUCGUAAGGUUCUUCCCUCAUGAGAUUGCGGAUUUAUCUAUUGCUUUGGAGUUUAUGUUGAUCCCAAAUGGGCUCGUCACGUCUCAUUGGCAUUGGCCUGUGCGAUAUGUGAUGCUUUUAUGGCUCUAUAUCAUCUGUCUAAUCCCGUUUGACCUCGCGCAAUUUGAUGAAGUCGACCAAAUUGGACAUACAGCCAAAACCCUGGAAUCCGUAGCAAAGACUUAUCUAGGAGCUGCUGGUCUUGAGAAAGAAGCCGCUGCUUUGUUGCUAUCUAGGUUGUAUAUCAGAAAGGACACUGGGGAAGGGUUUCAUCAUUUUGUAGAAGAAGCUCGGUCGUUUUUACAGACGACUACAAACGACUUGUUCAAAGCAAUAGGACUCCUGAAGGUCCUUUGCGAGGUCGUCAAGUCAGGUUCCGCAGAACAGGUCCAGGACGAGCUUACUACACUCCGCGCCAUCGCCACCAUCAUCCAAGAGACUACAACCUAUGCGAAUAAUACUAUCAUUCGUAAAUUAAGGACAAAGUUGAUAUCGAGAGUAGGCUUAAGGCUACUUCCAACUAGUUCAGGAAUCAGCAAGCGACAAGCUCGUACACUUAUCGCUGAAGAGGUACAUAAUGGCCAUGGUGGAGGAGAGGAUGAAAUAGAAGUUCCGGAAGAAAUAGAGGACAUAUUAGAGCAAACGUUCGCAGCACUGCAAGAUAGGGAUACCGUCGUGCGCUGGUCGGCUGCUAAAGGAGUGGCUAGAAUUGCCCAACGACUUCCAAGAGACUUUGCUGGGCAGGUGCUAGAGACUAUCAUGGGACUUUUUGAGAUCCAUUCGGUAGCUGCUGCCAGCUUAUAUGACCUCCCUGCGAUAGCAGAGGGCACGUGGCACGGUGCGUGUCUGGCGUGCGCUGAGUUGGCACGACGGAGUCUCAUCGAGCCUGGCCAUCUGCCUCAAUUAAUUGCUUGGCUAUCAAAGGCCCUCUAUUUUGAUCUCCGUAAAGGUGCACAUUCUAUCGGCUCGAACGUCCGAGAUGCUGCGGCUUAUGUUUUGUGGGCGCUUGCGAGAACACAAGAUCAGACAGCGUUGGUUCCUCAUGCGACAAACCUGGCUCAGCGUCUUACUGCAGUUGCCCUUUAUGAUCGAGAGAUUCAUAUUCGCCGUGCUGCCAGUGCAGCGUUCCAAGAGCAUGUAGGAAGGACUGGCCUGUUCCCUCAUGGUAUCGAUGUAUUGGGCAAAACAGAUUUCUAUGCAGUUAGUAUAAGGAAACAAGCAUUUUUAGUCGCCGCACCUCAGGUUGCCGAGCACGUCGAGUACCGGGAUUUCCUCCUUGAUCACCUGUUGGAUGUCGUGCUUCGCCACUGGGACCUUUCAAUGAGGGAACUUGGAUCACAGUCAUUACGUCUUAUCAUAUCACUCGAUUUGCACGUGCUAGCGCCUCGGGCCAUAGAGAAAUCUGUGAAGCUCUUGGAGUCAUUAGAUACAGCUGAUGUGCAUGGAGGCCUCACUGUUCUCAGCGAAAUUGCCAUUGCAUACAAACAAUCGAAGUCCGAUCCUUCAGCAUUAGAAGAACAUUUACGAAGUAUCUUUCAACACUUGAAACAUGUGGAUCUAAAGACCUUAACUACGACCCGCAAUGAGCUUGUUGCUUCUGCAGCAUGUCGUCUGAUUGCUAACUCUAUCACAAUCACUGAGAUCAACCUCGGGCCACAAUCUUCCGUCCCCGGAUGGAAGAAAAUAGUAGACAACGGCUUGAAGCAUCGCAUCACCCUCGUCCAAGAGGCUGCUGCUCUUGCGAUGCAGGAAAUAAGCAACCUCACUGAUUGCUCUGCUGAUAUCACUAGAUGA
Molecule: messenger RNA, 2193 nt
Organism: Psilocybe cubensis
Lineage: Eukaryota; Fungi; Basidiomycota; Agaricomycetes; Agaricales; Agrocybaceae
Exons: 12
Coding region: 1-2193 (730 amino acids)
Biological process (GO): microtubule cytoskeleton organization; post-chaperonin tubulin folding pathway; tubulin complex assembly
Molecular function (GO): GTPase activator activity; beta-tubulin binding
Source: RefSeq, a predicted model, not a curated record